Messenger RNA from Neolamprologus brichardi, 3803 nucleotides. It is a transcript of the gene redic1, whose product is annotated as regulator of DNA class I crossover intermediates 1. Lineage: Eukaryota; Metazoa; Chordata; Actinopteri; Cichliformes; Cichlidae. The record is from RefSeq and is a predicted model, not a curated record.
GCAAUGAUCCUAGAGUGCACAUAGCGCAGGUAGCCCUUCCUGUGAGCCUCUUCGGCCACCAGCUUGCCAAAUUUGGGCGAGCAUGCACGCAGGACUUUAGCCGUGGCGAACACCACGAGCCCUGCCAGCAGGGUCGGACCGGAGGCGUUGGCCCCCCUGGACCUGGCGGUCUGAAUCAACGUGUAGGAGGUCAGCAUCACAUCCAGUAUAGGCUUGGUGAGGUUAGAAUAGAGAUGGGCCACGGACUGGGAGAACAUCAUCACGUCCUCCGUGAGAGACUGGUCCGGGUUGGCGAGCCUCCCGUCCAUGUUGCUGACUUUGUAAUAGGUCUGAUCGGUGAAGUAGGUCCGAUAGGCAUGGUUCACUAGCCGGGUGCGGAAGGCCAGAGCCAGUUUGCACUCCAGGUACCGGAUGGCGCUGUUGACGAACGUGGCCGGGAUUGCAAUGAGGAGCCAUUUGAUCAGCUGGAUGAUGAAGCGUUUGGGUUUUUUCUCCACGAUCGUUUUGACUAUCUUGCCGUCCAAGCUGGCAACAUAAAUAGAGAGAAACGUCCGAGAUAUCAGCGCCACCGAGUGCAAAGAGAGCAAAGCGAGCUCUCUGGAAACGAGCUUGGGAAAGAGGAUUUUACCAAGUUCCAGGAUCUGCUUGAAAAACUCAGCAUUUACCCCCGGGGAUGGUUUCCUAUCAAUCACAGCAUCCGUUUGAGUCUUUCCCGAGCAAGUGGAGCCGUUCUCCGCUUUUGAAGCCCGGUGAUUGCUCCCAGGACCUUUGUUUUUGCAGAGCUGCUUGCAGAUGAUGGGGUACAGCGUUCUGACACCGUAUGCAGCAGCCGCAAGAAACACGGCUCGCUUCGCCGCUGCCGUGCGGUCCCAUCUCACUUUAGACGCCGCAUCGAGGAUGUUGGACAUUUUUCAACCGUUAGUCGUCUCUGCAACCAGCCCUUACUACACCCAUCCCCCAGACCUGACUCACCGCGUCGACAUAAAGAGCGAGAGGGAGUUCUGAUGGCCGGACUGAUGUGAAGCGAGCCCGAUACUUGUGCCGCUACAUCCUGCUCCCCUUUUUUGCGCCAGCUACAAGCACUCCAAACUAGAACAAGUGCACUUCCGGUUAUGGUUGCCAAAUUAAAGGCGUUCCUACCUCCACCACACAAACGUGUCUGUGUUAGCUUUUAGUUUAUAAAGAAAAUCAGCCCAACAUCCGGUUUUGCUGUCGUCACUGGCGACUUAGUUUGCAGAGGGUUUUUUUCAUUGGUCGAGCCCCCGGCAAAAAUAUGAUUGGUUGUCUGACAGACGUAAAUAAAUUAGUCCCAACUGAUUUAUUCUACUGUACUACAGUAUUUUAUUUUAAGCAAACGUAAGGCACAGUGAAACAAAAUACAGAAAUAAAGCAAACAAACUCCGUGAAAAUUACACAUAUAUAUUUUCUUCUUUGGGCAUUUCUGAGCAUAUGUCCGAAGUCUGGUGGUAUGUCCUCGUGCUUCUAUUGUAUUCUGAAAGCUAAAGUUAGCUACCUAGCUGAAACAAAACAAUAAGCUAUGCAUGCACUCUGAUUCUGUGCUGACACAGGCACAAAAGCUUGAUCUUUGUAGUUUUCUGGAUUUUGUCGUUUCUAUAGUAAUUAAGAGCUGUUAAAAAUGAACUGGGUUGGAGGUUCAAGAAACCGGUUAGUGAUGAGGAAUAAUGCCAAAAAGCAGAGGGAAUUCUUUGAAAAGAGAAAAAUGCAACAAAAACUUAAAAACAUGGGAAUACCUGUCCCAGCCCCUUCCCUAGACAACACUAGUUCUGGUAGUUUGGACCUAAUGACUCUGUUUAUCGUCAACCAGAUUGCUGCUAAAAAAGCAUGUGAAGAUCCUCCUAAAGCAGCAGUUCUUGGCAGCUGUAAGGCAGGAGCCAGGCAUAAGAGAAAAGAUCCUCUGGUGCUCCCGAUGAGCCCCUGUUCCCCAUCACAGCUGUGUCUUGUUGAGGGCCAGUCUGAGUACAGUGUUCAAGAAGGCAGAGAAAGAAGGAAGGUAAUUCCACAAGGGUUCAAGUUUCAGCGUUUGUCGCCAGUACUUGAGUCGGGUUUCUCAGACAACAGUGCCUCUGACUACCUGCCUGCCAUACCUGAUGCCCGCAGCCCCUUCUCUUCCACCUCAUCUGCCUGCUCAGGCCAAGGAACUUUCACCCUGCAGCUGAAUCUCCAGAAACAAAGCCAGGCACUGCAUCCCUCUUCUCCCCCACCCUGGGACACCUCAGUUCUAUCGCAGACCGAGGCAUUUCAUCCUUUCUCUCAGCCCAGAAGUAUGACAAACACAUCUCCCUGGUCGCACAACCUUAACCAACCCUUCUUCCAACUUGAGAACCCCACAGCAUCUCAGGUCCUCUUUGGCAGUCCACAACCAGGUAAAAGCAAGGCAGGAGACCAUGCAACAUAUGUGGACAGCAUCUUUCUCAACCAGCCAAAGGACAAAGAGUCCAUGCUGGACUUCACGCUUAACCAGUCAGAAAUUCAGCAGCAAUUGGAGGACAAUGUCUUCAGAGGCUUUUGUGAUGAAGAUUGUGAAGGACACUCUCAUUCUGGGAGUGAAAAAUCCAAAAUAUGUCUCCCAGAUCAGACGCCGGUAAACUCUUCUGCACCUCAAACUGUGCCAGACUCACAGUGCAUGGGAGCAGAGCCCUACAACUGCCCUGACACAAGGUUUUCAUGCUUUGGAGACAACACUGGGCCAGCGAAUGGCUCUGAAUAUUCGCCAAGUUACUCUUUUAGAGGAGGUUACCUGAGUCCAGACUCAAAUGAUGAUGAAGACUGCUAUCAGCUAUGCCUCCCAGCAUCUUCUUCUUACAUGGAUCAAGCCUUUGGCCCCAGUAGCUCUCAAGGGAAUUUAAAUGAAACACUCUCUGAGCUCAGGUCUCACACCCCACGAAUAAGAUCCCAAAUGGACUUCAGAGUUGACCUGAAAGUUACUGAGAACAUGGCUACCCCAGAUAAGGCUUUUGAAAGUAAAGGGCAGGAGAAAGAAAGCAGCACAGCUCUCCUUUUAUCUCCACACCCUUCAGCUCAAACUCAGAGCUCAGAUGUCUGCAAAUGCAAGAAAACAUCAAGUGAAACUCGAGAUGCAGGAACUCAAACAGUACGCAGCCCCCCAGCUGGGGCGUGCGACGCUUCGACUCAGUGCAGCUUUGUUGCAGACAGUGCUCUCGGGUACAGCUUGCAUCUAUCAAACGCUGACAUGUCGGAGCUGCCUCCAGCCACAGGGAGGCAGGCCGGUACCGCCACAGAGCCAGAUGCACUCACAGCUUCACCAGAAAACUCCAGGAGCGAAGAGAAGCAGACGCCCUGGAGCAACAAGAAAUCAGAGGCGGAUUCCCCGUCAGGCAGGAGCAUGGUCACUGCUAAUAACGGUGCCAAAACGAUUCUACAGAGACCCACAAACCUUCUUCUCACUAACUCCCUGAGCACGACUAAUGUCAGAGGUCAGGAGAAUAAAGAAGGCAGGGAUGAGACAGAACAACACGAGAACUGCCCUCCAAUGACAAGCUUUUCAGAUCAAGGGAGGGAAGAGGGCACAUCUGGCACCAGAGUUAACAUAGUCUCAAAGGAGGCUGAAAUGCUUCAAGACAUAGCCAACGUUUUGCUCCUCCUGAAGCAGAGGAAAAUUCAGGGCUACUAAGAACAGAUGGAUGAAGACGUCAGGAAAUCAGUUCUGUGCUGUGCAUCUUCCGUUAUUUUAAAGCAACAGUCCUAAAAGUAGAUUAAAAUAGUUACAGUGUUCUUAAUGUUGUGAUGAAGUUUAUGCAGUUAAAUAAAGCUCCAAAACAUGA